GUGUAUUGUUUGUUUUGAGGCAGAGAGCAGCUCUUUCGCCUCUAUUUUGCGAAUACAAAAUGUAAUCAAACGUGAUUAAUUUGCAAGUGUCUCAUUAGUUUAUCGAUUGUAGACUGUGCCAUAGAAGGUGAGGCAGUUCACGGAAUCUCGAGUGAGGCAGGAAGUGUAUUGGAAAUACACAAUAUACAAUCACAAGGGCCUCAAGUGCUUCAUCAAGUGAUACGAGUUGGAUGGCACUCCAUCUUAUUGGAAUACUCUGAUGAAACGACUGUGAUUAUGGAGAAGACGGCCAAUGGACAAUCUAGUCGGGGCAACAGGAAGACUUUCUUGGGCAUUAUUGCAAGGAAGUCGACCAGAGUUGAACCCCAGAAUGAUGUUACAGCCGAGGAGGAUGUGCAGGAGGCAAGGAACGCAGAGUCUGUGGAUGCCAAUGGCAUUCGGAAGCGAAGCAGUGAUGCAAAGUCACCGAAGAAGUUAGCCAAUAGAUUCAGUGAUCACAUUUCCAGUGGGAUUUGCUGUUCGACUGUUGAUUCACGAGCUCUCACGCCCCCGGGUCUAGUGCGAAGAGGUUCCCGAAGCACACCCAACAGCCCCACGAUCGGUGGUCUGGCUGAGGAAGUGCCAAAGAAGAGGUAUUCGAAGAUGCUCGAGGGCAGUUACAGUCUGGACGAUGGAUCUUCAUCCUCUCGACAGCUUAAUCAGACUUUCACUCCACCAGAGCGACAAUCCAUUGCUGUGUCAGCUUGCAGGUCGCGUCUUAGGAAGAAACUCUUCCCACCAGGAAUGGAUAUCGAGCAGAUAAACAUGUCUGCUCCCAACAUAGCCAGCAAUGAAGCUUCUGAACACAGGAAGAGUCGCUCAUAUUCUUAUGACACUCUGCCUGGUGUCAGCGGAAAUGCCCUUCAACAGAGGCCCACGAGCGCAGAUUCCCUGGCCAGGAACACUUUAAUGGCAGCACAAGUGCUGAAUCUCAUUCCCACUGAAAAGGCCAGAGAGAAGAACUACCUGCAUGGGAAGCUCUCCUACAAUUCCCUCCUUGGGGGCCAUGAACUGGAGAAGGUUCUGCCCAGCCGAGAAGUGAAAAUAUUUGUGGGAACGUGGAAUAUGAAUGGACAAAAUCCACCGAAGCAGAUGAAUGAUUUUGUUCUGCCUGUUGGCAUGGAUCACGUGCCAGAUAUCAUCAGUAUCGGAACUCAGGAGUCUUGCUCAGAGCGUUUCGAGUGGGAAGUCACUCUUCAAGAGACUCUGGGACCCUCUCACAUCCUCCUGCACUCUGCCUCGCUCGGAACCCUACACUUGGCCAUUUUCAUCCGCCGCGACCUGAUCUGGUUCUGCUCUCUACCCGAAGAUGACAGCCUCAGUGUCCGUCCGGGCACGGCAUUCCGCACUAAGGGUGCCGUGGCUAUUUCCUUCUGUCUCUUCGGCACGUCAAUGCUCUUCGUAACGUCCCAUCUCACUGCCCACCAGGCAAAAGUCAAGGAACGCGUACAGGACAUCAAGCGCAUCAUCCACGCUCUCGAUCUGCCUCGGAAUUAUGUGAUUCGCCACAAGAACAAGGACGUAACUCACAACUUUGAUAGCGUCUACUGGUGCGGAGACCUUAACUUCCGCCUCGGCGAGCCGAGAGAGAAGCUCUUGGAGUGGAUAGAGAAUACGCAAUUCCCAUUACCGGCUCACUUGCCGCACGGAUAUCUUCACACGGAUCAGUUGACUUCAGUGCUGUCCGAUGGGGCAGCUUUCAAGGGAUUUAAAGAGGCCAAAAUCACUUUCCCACCAACCUACAAAUACGAUCCUGGCACUCAGCAGUUCGACACGUCUAGCAAGCAGCGCGCUCCUGCGUAUACAGACAGGAUCCUGUUCAAGUACCGUUCCGCUCCUCUUGGCCUGAGACGCGGCAGCUCUUUGCUGCCCAUGCAGAGCACCGUGGAGUGUCUGGCGUAUGACUCAGUGCCCAGCAUUGUCACAUCGGACCACAAGCCCGUCUGGGCGCUCUUCCGGAAUGCCAUUCGACCGGGCUUGGACUCAAUGCCUCUGGCGGCCGGACUGUUCAAUCGAGAUGUGUACAUUGAGGGCAUGCAGAGGCGUCUCAACAAUAAGAACUCAAGCUCAUCUGUUGUCUGCAGUAUUCAGUAACCAUGACCAAAGAUUCCUCCCUUACUUUCCGCGCGAUCCGGCUUCGAUCAUGAUCUCUAAAGACCUGUGAAUAGUUUCAAAAAGAAAAGAAAGAAAAAAUUAGGUGAUGUUAGUGCUCUUAUAUGGAAAACCAAAGACGAUAUGUAAUACUUCUAGUCAAACCCUUUUUCGAAUAUUUCUUAAGACUAUAUUUAUGACACUGACUCAAUAUUUGAAUGUCCAUAUCACGAGAUGGGGAUGCUAAUAAAACCGUCAAAUCGGGUUUUAUCGGU
Molecule: messenger RNA, 2405 nt
Organism: Phlebotomus argentipes
Lineage: Eukaryota; Metazoa; Arthropoda; Insecta; Diptera; Psychodidae
Gene: INPP5E
Product: inositol polyphosphate 5-phosphatase E
Exons: 4
Coding region: 277-2133 (618 amino acids)
Biological process (GO): phosphatidylinositol dephosphorylation
Molecular function (GO): phosphatase activity
Source: RefSeq, a predicted model, not a curated record